CACUGUUGCUGAAUUCCAAGAUCUGCAACAACGUAUCCAUUAUUUAUUUGAAAGUAAGAAACCCCCCUCCUCUUCUUCCUUUUCUUUUCUCCCUCCCCCUCUCUCUCUCUCUCUCUCUUGCUUUACUUUCUUUUAAAAUUUAAGCUUUUUUUCCAUUGGUGGAGCUUUGUGAGGAUUGAAAUUGAAUGACCCAAAUGACCCAAAUCAAAAAGACAAGAGGAGGGGGUUCCUUGGAUUUUGGUGGCUCAUAAAGCCUACCAAUUUCAAUUCUUAACACUGCUUUGUUUCUGUAUUUUCUAGCUCUAACUGUAGCUGUAGAGUUCAAUUCAAGCCUUUUUUUUUUCUUUCUCUUUCUACGUUUUGUAAAAUGGAUUUCAUAAUAUAAUUUUAAAGCUUUGUAUUGCCACACCCAAAGCCAAUCAGGGCUUCGUCGGAAAGUUGCACCCAAAAAAGGGCUUCUAUCCUUUGCCAUUUCGAUCGUUACCCAGAUGAAAUCUACGUUGGAUAUGUUUCAGCUGAGAUUCCUGUGAGAGUUACUGUAAAUAAGAGGAUUAGUAAUCAUGGCAGCAGAAUCCAACACGGGGUUUCACCGCGACGAAACCUUAAGUUCGGCUUUGAAUCGGCACGCAAUAUCUUUUCAGUCUACCGCAACCACUAGCAGCUCAGAGAUGAUGACAAUGGGGAACUAUUUUGGGGUCAACAACGCCUCGGCCAUAAUGUUUUCAGGGAAUUCUAGCGUCGUCAACAAUAACAACAAUCAUCCUGUCAUUAGCCAAGCUACCAAUUCAUCUGGUUCUCUGCUUCUUGAUACGGUGCCAGGGCUCAAGCAUGAUGCUGGGUUGGCAGUCGAAUGGUCUGUGGAAGAGCAAAUCAAAUUGGAGGAAGGUCUUGUCAUGUUUGCUGAUGAACCAAGCAUUUUGAGGUAUAUCAAGAUUGCUGCCACGUUGCGUGAUAAAACUGUCAGGGAUGUUGCUUUAAGGUGUAGGUGGAUGACUAGAAAACGAAGAAAGCCUGAAGAACACAUUGGAAAGAAAGUGAACAAUCGAAAGGAUAAGCUGGUGGAGCCAUCUUUAAAAAUGAACACACCUUCAGCCCCUGGACCCAGCAUGGGUGUAUAUUCACAUAUGAUGCAGCAUGUGAACAGAAAAGAACGUAUGCCUUCUGAAGUCUCAGAGAUUAGCAGUGCAGCUGCACAUCUUUUGGAACAGAAUGCUCAAGCUUUUAGUCAAAUUACCUCCAACCUUUCCAUGUACAAGUUGCAGGAUAACAUUGAUCUUUUCUGCCGGACAAGGAAUAAUAUUAUUGCUAUCCUAAAUGACAUGAGGGACACUCCAGGCAUAAUGAGCAAAAUGCUACCACUUCCUGUAUCUAUAAAUGAAGAUCUUGCAAAUAGAAUCUUACCUAGCACAACCUGAAUUGGAUGGCUCCAUUCUUUUGGCCCUUGGUUGUGUUUUAUGCCUACACCAGGGCCAUUGCAAAGAAAUACGAACAAGAAGAAGAUGAUGAAGACGACGAUAAUGAUGAUGUGUACGGCUGAUUGGACAGUUAGCCCCUGCUGCCCAAUCAGACAAAAUCAAAUUGAUGGCUGAGAAAAAGUUUGAUAUUUUUUUGAAGUCAUGUCGGUGAGCUCCCCCAAGCACACAAAAAAUAUUAAGAGGGAAGUCAAGUUUUAGUCAGCUGCAGAUAUAUUGGUUGGGAGAUUUGAGUGAAAAGGGAGAGGAAAAAAAAGAAAAAAAGAGAGAGAGAGAGAAGGGGAAAAUAUUGGAUCUGCUGCUUCCAAUUUGUACUAUUUUAGGCAUUUACCUAAAAGAAUAAAAUUAUUGUGCAAAAAUAUUUGAUAUGAAAGUAUAGUUGGAUUGGAGGAGCUGAAAUGAUUGUGUUACCAUUAAUUGCAUUUCUGUA
Messenger RNA from Cucumis sativus (cucumber), 1902 nucleotides. RefSeq lists its product as uncharacterized. Bases 561 to 1415 code for a protein of 284 amino acids. The record is from RefSeq and is a predicted model, not a curated record. Lineage: Eukaryota; Viridiplantae; Streptophyta; Magnoliopsida; Cucurbitales; Cucurbitaceae. The transcript has 10 exons.